This is a messenger RNA of Naegleria lovaniensis, 981 nucleotides long. RefSeq lists its product as uncharacterized. NCBI's taxonomy places the organism in Eukaryota, Heterolobosea, Eutetramitea, Acrasida, Naegleriidae. The record is from RefSeq and is a predicted model, not a curated record. The transcript is spliced from 2 exons. Bases 1 to 981 code for a protein of 326 amino acids.
AUGGCUCCUCCGAGUUUGGGCAGAUUUUUAUUUGCUGCUGUCAUCUUGAUGAUGAUGAUAUCCAUAGUUUUGGUAUCGGCCGAUGAUGAUAACAAUAUUCUGAAUAUUCCUCCUUAUAAAGAAUAUCAUGUUGAUUUGGAAUUUUUACAACAAAGUCAGAGUUCUUGCACGACCUAUGUGUUUCCAGGAGUUGCCUAUUGCAAUUUUAUCUUUAAUCAAUAUAUUACUGUAGAUAUGCCUCCAAUGAAUCCAUCUGAUAAGCAAGGAUCCGAUGGUGUUCAAGUGUUCAUGACACCAAAACUUCCAGUUUCAUCCAUUCCAUCCUACAAGUAUCUCGCUCCAAAGCACAUGAAUUAUCACAACGGUACUCAAGUUGAAAACAUUUUCGAUGUGGAACCAGAAAUUAUUACCUAUGACAAUUCUGUUAAUCCUCCUGUCAAACUUUCACAACUCAAAUUUAACUAUUACAAGAAUUUUACAAACCCACAACGAUUUGAAAUUUCCAUUCAAGUCAUGGGAAUGAUCAAAUAUUUGACAAAUAGUACUGUGAGAGAUUCUGGAAAUCGUACAGAAAUUAAUACUCUUGAAUUUCCGCUCAUCAAUAAUUAUACUGUUCCAUUUAUUAAUGAGAGUGGUGUUGUGGCAUCUAUUCACUUCCCUUAUCAGGGCCUUAAAAGCUCAGGAAUUAAUGUCGUUUCUCCAUCCAAGUAUAAGAUUCAUGCAAUUAAUGGAACUUUGAUUUAUCUUAUUGAGCAAUCAGCUGAAGAAAUUUUGAAGGAUGGAGUCAUGUCACCAUUCAGUGUGAGAUUUUUAUCCCAAUAUCCACAAUGUGAUGUCAUGUUGACACCUACAAUUGCCAUGUGGGCCACUACAGGAACCAUUUCUGUUUUAACACUUCUUGUAGUUUCCAUUAAGGGAGUGAUUCAAAUAUUCCAAACAAAGAGUAGAAGGGACGGAUACAAUCCUCAGACUGACUAUUAA